GAAAUGGAAAUUAAGUUCAUUCAUCAAUCAUUACCCACAUUCCUCUGUAUCUUUACCACUUCCUUUCCCCAGCCGCGCGCGCGCUCUCUCUCACUCUCUGCAUCUGCAUUUCAGUCUGAUUUCUUUUUACUUUCAUAAUAUUUUUUCUUGUGCUUAUGAACUGUCUCUGUUUCUGACACCAAACCUCUCUUUGAGCCCAAGUCUUCUUCUACUUGCUAGUUGUCCUACACUAGAGAGUAGUUUUCUUUCAACUUCAUUCUCUGAUUUCCACUACUUUCCUUUCUUGGGUUGUUACACAUUACAAUCUUGAAUUCAUCCUUAAGCUAAAAAACUUGUCUUUUUGUGUCUCUUCGUUGUCAUCUGUUAUUAAAAUCACCUUCUUGGGCUGCUCCUAUACUUUCUCUUUUCCUCUUUCUUGAUAAACCCAUUUCUCCAACUUGGGUAAUUUUCUGUUUGCUUUUGCUUUCAGGCUAUCUUUUUUUGUUUCUGUCUAGAACUGUUAUUCUGAUGGCUUCUUUUAGUUCUGGAUUUGUGUAAAGCAUUGAUCUUUAUUGUGUUUCUGGGGACUGCCACAAGAAAAGAAAAAAAUAUGAGAAAUUGGGUUUUAUUUGUAGUUUUAGUUACUGUUGGGCCAAUGUUUUCGAUGACAUGUGAUGCUUCUUUUCCAUUAAAUGAAGUUUAUGCUCUAAAUAACUUCAGGGAAGCUAUAUAUGAAGACCCAUUUUUGGUAUUCUCAAAUUGGAAUGCCUUAGAUUCAGAUCCUUGUGACUGGUCUGGUAUUUUUUGCUCUAUGGCCCGAGAUCAUGUCUUAAAAAUUAACAUUUCUGGUGCUUCUUUGAAGGGUUUUCUUUCGCCGAACUUGCAUCUAAUCUCUUCUUUGCAAGAACUGAUUUUGCAUGGAAAUGUACUGAUUGGUACAAUACCAAGAGAGAUAGGCUUGUUGAAAAACUUAAAGGUCUUGGAUUUGGGUUCUAACCAGCUUACAGGACCAAUUCCUCUCGAGCUUGGCAACUUGUCAAAUAUUAUGAAAAUAAACCUUCAAUCCAACGGAUUAACAGGUAAAUUGCCCUAUGAGCUUGGUAAUCUGAAAUACCUUCAAGAACUUCGGCUGGACAGAAACAAGCUUAAAGGAACAGUGCCUGCUAGUAAUGGCUCAAACUUCACAUCCAAUGUACAUGGGAUGUAUGCCUCCGGUGCCAAACUUACUGGUCUUUGUCGUUUAUCUCAACUGAAAGUUGCUGAUUUCUCCUUCAACUUCUUCUUUGGCAGCAUACCAAAGUGUCUGCAUUUCCUUCCAAAAUCUAGCUUUCAAGGAAACUGCCUUCAAGAAAAAGAUCCUAGACAGCGUUCUACUGCUUUAUGUGGAGGCACGCCGCCUGCCAAAAGCCAUCCAACACAGAGCAAUAAUAAGCAUCGGUCUGCUGAAGGAGGAGCCAGACAUAAGGCUACUUCAAAACCCACGUGGCUUUUAGCUUUAGAAGUGGUAACCGGAGUUAUUGCAGGUUCUCUCUUCCUUGUGGUUAUUCUUACUGCCAUUAACAAGUACAAGAACAAAUCUUCAUUUAUCAUCAUCCCUUGGAAGAAAUCAGCUAGUGAGAAAGACCAUAUGACAGUUUAUGUAGAUACUGAGAUGCUAAAAGACGUUCUAAGAUAUAGCAGACAAGAACUUGAGGUAGCUUGUGAAGAUUUCAGCAAUAUUAUUGGAUCCUCACCAGACAGCUUGGUCUACAAAGGAACCAUGAAAGGCGGACCUGAAAUUGCUGUCAUUUCCCUUUGUGUUAAAGAAGAGCACUGGACCGCCUAUCUAGAACUCUAUUUUCAGAAAGAGGUAGCAGAAUUAGCGAGAAUAAAUCAUGAGAAUACUGCAAAACUUCUAGGUUACUGCAGUGAGAGCAGUCCCUUCACAAGGAUGUUGGUGUUUGAGUAUGCAUCUAACGGGACGUUAUAUGAACACCUUCAUUAUGGAGAAGGAUGUCAACUUUCUUGGACCCGGCGGAUGAAAAUAGUUAUUGGCAUUGCUAAGGGACUAAAAUUUCUCCAUUCAGAACUUGUCCCACCAUUUACUAUAUCUGAAUUGAAUUCAAACGCUGUCUAUCUCACCGAAGAUUUUUCUCCCAGACUUGUUGAUUUUGAAAGUUGGAAAACAAUAAUUGCCAGAUCAGAAAAGAAUUCUGGUGCUAUCAGUAGUGAAGGAGCAAUAUGUGUCCUUCCAAAUUCUCUAGAGAGUCGUCAUCUUGACGUCCAGGGUAAUAUUUAUGCGUUUGGAGUACUACUGCUCGAAAUAAUUAGCGGGAGACCUCCAUAUUGCAAAGAUAAAGGGUGCUUGGUAGAUUGGGCGAAAGAGUUCCUUGAAGUGCCAGAGGUAUUGCCUAAUGUUGUAGAUCCUGAGUUGAAACAUUUCAAAUAUGAAGACCUCAAAGUGAUUUGUGAGGUGGUCAACCUUUGUAUCCACCCAAAUUCCAGUAGCAGGACUUCCAUGAGAGACUUGUGUGCUAUGUUGAAGAGCAACAUUGACACAUCCAUAACUGCUGAGCUCAAGGCAUUGUCUUUGGCAUGGGCCGAGCUUGCACUCUCAUCCUAACCGCGAAAGCUACAAAGCUAACCGUAUACAUAUAUAUAUAUCAUAGAUGUUUAUUUGUCUAGUACAUUUUCCAUAUAUUUUUGUUGUCAUUUUAUUUGUAAUCUCUUAAUCCAUUCUCCUUUCUAAUUUUCGGGAGUUAUGGUGAGUUCAUGUAAAUUUUGCAUACUCGUAGGAAGAUGUAUAGUUAAAAAGAUGCUAGUCUUGAUUCUUUGUAUACAAACUGGACCUUUACUAGAUUGAAAGAGUGUUAAUAGUGAAUGAAAGUGGACGCGGCAACUGUCCUUCUCUUGGU
This is a messenger RNA of Nicotiana attenuata, 2873 nucleotides long. RefSeq names its product probable LRR receptor-like serine/threonine-protein kinase At1g63430. The coding region runs from base 590 to 2581 and encodes 663 amino acids. The transcript is spliced from 13 exons. Lineage: Eukaryota; Viridiplantae; Streptophyta; Magnoliopsida; Solanales; Solanaceae. The record is from RefSeq and is a predicted model, not a curated record. Gene Ontology annotation, molecular function: protein binding; protein kinase activity; ATP binding. Gene Ontology annotation, biological process: protein phosphorylation.